This is a messenger RNA of Trichobilharzia szidati, 1370 nucleotides long. The record is from the annotation of a GenBank genome assembly. NCBI's taxonomy places the organism in Eukaryota, Metazoa, Platyhelminthes, Trematoda, Strigeidida, Schistosomatidae.
GACGUGUCUAAUUUGGCUUCCCAAGGUUACUGCUAGCUUUUACCACGCGAGGCAACGUAAUCACUUUCGAAUCAUCUAUCAGUUAUAUAUUUCUUUCGACAUUCAUUCAGUAUGAAUACGGAUGUCAUAUGUCUUUUUGAUGUCGAUGGAACACUGACAAAACCACGAAAUAAAAUAACAGAGGAAAUGCUUCAAUGUUUGCAAAAAAUAUCUACCAAAGUACCCCUCGCUCUAAUUAGUGGUUCUGAUUUUCCUAAAGUUUCUUGGCAAAUUGGAGAUUCUGAUAAAGCUAUAAAUAUGUUCACAUAUAUCUUCUCCGAAAAUGGUUUAGUAGUUCAUAAUUAUGGAUGUCAAACAAGUUGCACAAAUAUCGCUGAAUAUGUCGGUGAAGAUAUCCUUCAGAACUUCAUUAACUUCUGCUUGCACUAUUUGUCAAACGUUCGACUUCCGAAGAAAAGAGGAAAUUUUAUUGAAUUCAGGAGUGGUUUGAUAAAUGUUUGCCCCGUUGGUCGAAGCUGUACACAAUCAGAACGAGAAGAAUUUGCUGAGUAUGAUGCUAAACAUAAAAUUCGAGAGAAAUUUGUCAGUGAAAUGCGUUCACAGUUUCAUAAUUCUCCUUUACAAUUCGCCAUAGGUGGACAAAUUAGUAUUGAUGUCUUCCCGAAAGGUUGGGAUAAACGAUACUGUUUACGGUUUCUCAAGGACUAUACUACAAUACACUUUUUUGGUGACAAAACAGACGAAGGAGGCAAUGAUUUUGAAAUCUACAAUGAUCCACGAACUACCGGUCAUUCAGUCACGUCACCAGAGGAUACAGCAGCCCAGUUGAAAGCAUUAUUUCCACAGUGUUUUUAAAUCCCUUUUUAUGUACAAAUAGAUAAUGUACUUUAGGUCAGUAUUAAUAAUAAUAAUAAAACUAAUAAUGUGUUGUUUUAUGACCUUUAUCACACUAUAUAUAUACAUAUACUGCUUUCUUUAGUGUUUGCUUACUUUUGUAUUGUACAUGAACAAUAAUAAUAAUAAAGAUAUUGAUAUAUAUGUGUAUGUAUGUGUAUGUGUUUUUCCACAUAAACAGCUGUAAUUUCUACUCUUUAUUUCUCUGUUUUGUGUUGUUCGAUGAAUGAAGUCCAUCACAAUCUUGCUUAUAUAUUGUUUGAUGUGAAUAUAUAUCAUGGAGUAAUAUAAUAAACAUAUACACAAUUUAUCUUUUGUCCUAACUGCCGAGAGUAACUAUAAUCUUACAGAUGUGUGUGUGUGUGUGUGUGGCGUCUGUGUGUUUUUAUAACAAAGGUGAAAUAAAAACCCUAAAGUCAUAAAAAAUGGGGGUAGUUCUAUGGUAGAACGCUCGCCAACCAUAUACAUGGUCCGGG